AUGGCACAGCGCCGCAGGUUGUCAUCAUCCCCCCUCUCCGCCAACCCCUCCCCCCACUGCUGUUUCCCCCCUCUCCUUCCCGUGCUCAGUCCGUCCUUCCCCAGAAGCGACCUGGGCGGGUCCAUGGCGCAGCGCCGCAGGUUCCACCGCCGCAGGCAGGGUGCGUCAGGGCAGGCGGCAUCUGCGGGAGGUGCGCCUUCAGGCACGCCUGUCAGCACGCCAGGACCCCCCGAGCCGUCCGAUAGCCUGGACGUGUCCAGCAAGUUUGCAUCGUUCGUGCGGCACUUCCGGGAGGCGGAUGAUGCCCUUCACGCCAAGUACUCCCAGCAGCUUGAUGAGCUGGUGGAGAUGGAGGGGGACACCUUCCCCGUGGACUGUGCUGACGUGUACGCCUUCUCUGCUGAGCUGUACCGCCUACUAGUGCGCUACCCAUUGGAGGUCAUCCCCAUCUUCGACAUCAAGAUUGCUGAGCUGGCAGCCGACCGCAUGCCCAUGUGGGACAAGCACAUCCAGGUGCGCACAUUCAACCUCCGGGACACAGUGCACAUGCGCGAUCUUAACCCCUCAGACAUCGAUGCAUUAGUGGCAGUGAGGGGCAUGGUCAUCCGCACCUCCUCUAUCAUCCCAGACAUCAAGGCCGCCUACUUCAAGUGCCUCGUGUGCGGCCACUCGCCUGACCUCGUGCUCGUUGACAGAGGAGUUAUUGAGGAACCAAGACGCUGCCCAUGGCCCGAGUGUGGGGCAUCGAACAGCAUGACCUUGCUGCACAACCGCAGCCGGUUCAUCAACAAGCAGAUGCUGCGCCUGCAGGAGACGCCAGAGGACAUGCCCGAAGGGGAGACACCGCACACCGUAUCGGUGUUCCUGUUCGACUCAUUGGUUGACACCGUCAAGCCGGGUGACCGAGUGGAGGUGACGGGGGUGUUUCGAGCCGUGCCAGUGCGGGUCAACUCCAACCAGCGCAACCUGCGCUCGCUCUACCGGACCUAUCUGGAUUGCAUUCACAUUCGCAAGGAGGAGGGCGGGUGCACGCGCAACAAGGGGGCAGCGCAGCAGUCGCAAUCACAGCCGCUGGCAACAGGGGGCGAUGCUGACGAUGCUAACCCCGAUGCUGCCUACUUCUCUCCGCAGCAGGUGGAGGCAUUUCGGGAACUAUCCCGGCAGCCGGACAUAUACGAGAGGCUGGCUCGCUCCCUGGCGCCGUCCAUCUACGAGCUGGACGAUAUCAAGAAGGGGCUGCUGUGCCAGCUCUUCGGUGGCUCGGUAAAACGUCUGUCAUCAGGCGUGCAGUUCCGAGGAGACAUGAACGUGCUGCUGGUGGGGGAUCCGGGCACGAGCAAGUCGCAGCUGCUGCAGUAUGUGCACAAGAUCGCCCCCCGAGGGAUCUACACGAGUGGCCGGGGCAGCAGUGCCGUGGGGCUCACUGCAUACGUCACAAAAGACCCUGAGACACGAGAGAUGGUGCUGGAGAGUGGAGCGCUGGUGCUGAGCGAUAGGGGCAUCUGCUGCAUCGAUGAGUUUGAUAAGAUGUCCGACAGUGCGCGCAGCAUGCUGCAUGAGGUGAUGGAGCAGCAAACUGUCUCGGUGGCCAAGGCGGGCAUCAUUGCCACUCUCAACGCGCGCACGUCUGUGCUCGCCUGCGCCAACCCCUCUGGCUCGCGCUACAACCCGCGCCUCUCUGUUAUUGACAACAUCCAGCUGCCGCCUACCCUACUCUCUAGGUUCGAUCUCAUCUAUCUGGUUCUCGACAAGGCGGAGGAGCAAUCCGACCGUCGGUUAGCCCGCCAUCUCGUCGCUCUGCACUACAAGAACCCAGAGGCCUCUGCAUCCGCCACCAUCGACGUGGCAACACUGACAUCAUACGUCACCUAUGCGCGCACGCGCAUCCACCCGGAGCUGAGCGACGAGGCGGCAGAGGAGCUUGUUAAUGCAUAUGUGGAGCUGCGGGGGCGGGGGUCGGGGCGCAAGGUCAUCACUGCUACGCCACGUCAGCUGGAGAGUCUGAUCCGCAUCAGCGAAGCCCUCGCACGCUUGAAGCUGGCUUCCACGGUGACCCAUGACGACGUGACAGAGGCGAGGCGCCUGCUAGACGUGGCAAUGCAGCAGUCAGCCACGGACCCCACCACAGGCACCAUCGACAUGGAUCUCAUCACCACUGGCGUGUCAGCCAGUGAGCGGGCCAAGCGGGUGCAGCUGCAGGAGGCUCUCCUUUCCUUCCUGCAGGACAGGGCUACCGCUUCGCGCUCCUCCUUCCGAGCACCCCAGGUGUGGGAGGACCUGAGGCAGCAAUCAUCCAUACCUGUUACCCUCUUCGAGGUGCGGGAGGCUUUAGGGCGGCUCCAUGGGGAAGGCAAGGUGGUGUUUAUUGAUGACACUGUUAGAGUGGCAUGA
Closterium sp. Naga37s-1 is the source of this 2391-nucleotide messenger RNA. Lineage: Eukaryota; Viridiplantae; Streptophyta; Zygnematophyceae; Desmidiales; Closteriaceae. The record is from the annotation of a GenBank genome assembly.